UGGGCGCGGCCCUUGAUAAAAUAAGGGGAUAAUCAAGAAAUUGAGAUGGGGAAAAUGAAUGAUGUGAAGAAAUUGUUGGAGAAAGAAGGAGGGGAUUAUGAAAGGGGAGUGGAUUCGAUGCCUUGGAGAUUCAUUGAACCGUUUGUGUCACAUGGGCUGAAGGUGGAGCUUGUUGAGCCGGGUCGGGUCGUGUGCUCUUUCAAAGUGCCAGCUCGUCUAGUGAAUUCGGGUAAUUUCCUACAUGGGGGAGCGACGGCGGCACUGGUGGAUAUAUUGGGUUCAGCUGUAAUUCAUACAGUUGGCACCCCACUCACUGGUGUCUCUCUUGAGAUCAAUGUUUCCUACUUGGAUGCUGCUUUUCUCGGUGAGGAAAUCGAAGUUGAAGCCAAAGUAUUACGUGUUGGGAAGGCAAUCGCUGCUGUCACUGUUGACUUGAGGAAGAAAGAGACGGGGAAGAUAGUUGCACAUGGUCGCCAUACGAAGUAUUUGCCUGUCAAUAGUAAGCUUUGAGCUACAUAUACUUUUGUAGCUCACAGACAUAUGCUGGCCUUUCCAGUAGGCUGCCACCAAUGAUUCCCAUAUAAGGGACGUGCAUCCAUAAGUAAUUUCGGCAUGUAUUGUGCAAACUGACAUUCAAGUACAGAAUCAUUUUUAUCGCGACGUGAAGUUAAUUACAAAUCAAACCCUUUACCGCUUUUGUGAGUAAGUUCAGUUACAUUAAUGUGACAAAUGACAUUUUACCUUGUAUUACAAAAGUUUGCUUUUUUGCUUUUA
Molecule: messenger RNA, 774 nt
Organism: Lycium ferocissimum
Lineage: Eukaryota; Viridiplantae; Streptophyta; Magnoliopsida; Solanales; Solanaceae
Exons: 2
Coding region: 46-510 (154 amino acids)
Molecular function (GO): fatty acyl-CoA hydrolase activity
Source: RefSeq, a predicted model, not a curated record